Messenger RNA from Paraphaeosphaeria sporulosa, 1787 nucleotides. RefSeq lists its product as uncharacterized. Gene Ontology annotation, molecular function: protein binding. NCBI's taxonomy places the organism in Eukaryota, Fungi, Ascomycota, Dothideomycetes, Pleosporales, Didymosphaeriaceae. The transcript is spliced from 3 exons. The coding region runs from base 162 to 1484 and encodes 440 amino acids. The record is from RefSeq and is a predicted model, not a curated record.
CUCUUCUCCCCGCUUCCGCAGGCAUCCAAUGCCAUUUAAUUGUGCCACGUUUCUUCAAUACGAAUUCAACUACCCAUAAACCUCACUCUCAUAUAACACCUGAGAUCAACAUCUUGGCCAACAGUUGGCGGUUUCCUGGAUUCGACCGCUUGUGUGACAACAUGUCUACAACAGACGAGUCCAAACCACCGUCGCUGAGCGCACUGGCUCGUAGUAACAACAUGAUCACAAUCGAUGUGGGCAUGGAGCACGCCAAGUACAAUGUAUACGCUGAGCUGAUCACAUACUAUUCGGGGUACUUCAAAGGCACACUGAAUGGCCAGUGGAAAGAAGCCGAGGACCGCGCAAUCGAGCUACCCGAUAUCGAACCCCGAGUUUUCGACAUCUUCAUUGACUGGCUCUACACACAAAACCUUCCCAGGAAGAGUGAGGACUGGAUUACGCCAACUCCGGAGAAUAAAGUAGGCUCUCAUGGCCAUGGCCAGCUAGCCGAGCGCUUGAUGAUGAAGUCGUACGUGUUUGCAGACCGAUUUCUUGUCCCGCAAUAUCGUGUGGCACUCUACAAAUAUUAUGCAAACUUUUGCAAUGUUGGAGGAAACCCGCCGUAUUACGAUGCGAUUAUCUACGCGUUCGAUAAUCUCCCUGCGAACAGUGCCAUAUUGACUCUGCUCGUUCGUACUCACUGUGCUUACUGGAAUGAGGGCAGCGAUACUGCAGACAACGGGGAGUUGGAAUUACGGCAAGACCUACCCCAGGACUUUUUCUUUCGAGUCAUGGCGGUGGCAGCCAAGAUGAGGGAUAAAGAAAAGGCCAAAGGUAUCGCGUGCUGCGACUGCCACAACGAGACAACGACGACGACGCGUGAGGGCUGCGAUACAUGUAUGCCAGUGCCGGAAGUCAAAGAAGAGGCAAACGCAGCAGAAGGAGACAACCAGGCCGAUGUGGCGCAGAAUAAUGGCAACGACCAAACCAAUGCAGCCACAACCAACGACAACAAUCAGGACCACCAAACCACUGCACAGGCUGAUCAAGACGGUGGCAAUAACGAACCAGGUGCAAGCAUAGAUCCGUCUAGCCUGACUGGCGGCAAUGAUCCAAUUGACCAGAAUUCUGACACGGGUGACCAAAAUGUCGAUAGCGAUCAGACAAAUGAAAUGGACAAUCAAGUAGUGCAAGACUAUCCAGGUGAUGGGAACAUCGCCGGUGGCGGACAGGCCCAGAUAGUUCCAGUGGAAACAGUUCAAGAUCAUGCGGAAAUCACGAAUGGGUCGGGAGAUGUCCCUAUCCAUGAAGAGAGAGCAGGCUCUUCUGAUAACAGCAAUAAUGUCACAGUGGAAACUUCUUCAUAUUCAGUUGACACAGGCUCAAAUGUAGAGACGAGCUCUUCGUCUCCACUGCCAGUCAGCGAGAACUCUCGACAGGACGAAUCAGCGAGCGGGAGCAUGGGCACGACCGGAGCUGAAAUGCUCCAAACAGCAGUAUAGUCUGCAGUUGACAUGAGUGUACCGGCCGCUUCAGAAUCACUACACGUUGCUUUAUCGGCCUGAGCAGAGUACUCUGGCUGUUAUGACGGCCAUGAUUAUGAACAGUGAUGGGGACAUGUCACUAACGGCCAACGAAGCAUACAUUUAUCGAGUUGUAGGUCAAAUCAAGUUGCUUAUCAAACGACUCAGCCAACUGCGUCCGAGAUAUGUGAUAGUCUGACCAUAGAUGCGGUAGCUUCUUGUACAUACUCGUAAAGACGCUGAGACUUGACUUAUUAUAGUGUAUUGAUAGAUUAUUACGCG